Molecule: messenger RNA, 2040 nt
Organism: Juglans microcarpa x Juglans regia
Lineage: Eukaryota; Viridiplantae; Streptophyta; Magnoliopsida; Fagales; Juglandaceae
Exons: 9
Coding region: 875-1795 (306 amino acids)
Source: RefSeq, a predicted model, not a curated record
CUAUUUAUUGUUCGGUGCAGUGGGAUUCCAUUUCAAAAGGUCUCCUUCUCGUUGCUGACUCUUUCUUUCCGCUUUCCUUGUGAUAAGAUAACGAAGUCCUGAUAAGCCAUACCGAAGACUACUUUCGAACAAAUACAAUCUGAAAACUGAAAAUGAAAAACCAUUGCGUUCUCUUUCGGUGAUUCGCUCUGAAAACAAAGACCUUCAGAACUUUCGUCUCUCCGCCACAAUCUUGGAUAUUCAUCAGCAUUUGGCACUGAUACGAGGUAAGUUGAAUAGCUUUCUCAGUGGGGUACAUAUAUGUGCUCUGACAAUCUUCAUGGCACCUGUGUACUUUGAUUGCAUGCUCAUACCAAUAAGUCACAUGAUCAAAGUUGACUGCUUUUAUGAUACUUCAGGUGCAAGCUGGCUUUCUGUGAGUUGAGUUUUUGUCAUCAGCUUUUUUGAUUCUCUUGGUCAUACAUCCUGUGCAGCAUCAAGGAAGAUCCAGAACCCUAAAGUAAUUGUGAUUCUCUGAAAUGAUAUAAUGACGUUAAAGGUUCUAUUAUCUGUAUCUUAGAAUUAGUGAAAGUUCUUAUUUUACCUGAAGUGUUCAGCAAGAAGUCUUUUCAGAACUAUCGAUUGCCCUACUAAAAAAGCAGUGGUUGGCCAAUGUAAAAUCAAUACCCAGGCCUUAUACUUGUGAGGUUCUUCUGAACCCAACCCAAGCUUUGUUACUGGGGGUAAUUAUAGAACCAGCUUGUUAGUUUUUUUCCCCACAUCAUUAAGUAAAGGUAACUUUACAGGAAUCCGAAGGUUCAGCUGAAAAAAGGUGUCAAGGCAUGUAACAUAUGAGCCAUGCGGUGACCAACAAAAUAAUUCACCUGAGGCUUCUAUGGUGGACUCCGGUUCAGCAUCCAUUUCAAGAAACAUGAGCAGAAGAGUUAUAUGCGAAGAAAGUGAUGCUGUUCACAAAUUGAUUGAAAGGUGCUUGUGGUUGUAUAUGAACAAAAAUGAGGUGGUGGAAACCCUUCUGUGCCUUGCAAAUAUUGAACCUGGCUUCUCCACCUUGGUAUGGCAGAGACUGGAAGAAGAAAAUGCAGAAUUUUUCAAGUCUUACUACGUAAGGGUAAAGCUGAACAAACAAAUCCAAUUGUUCAAUGAUUUACUUGAGAAGCAGUCUGAUCUAAUGAACAGUUCUUCACCUCAGAAGGUUCCAUUGCCUUCUAUGCAGAGUGGGAUUCAUUGCAUGCCGGUUAAUAAUCCACCUCUGGGGUAUCCAAUUCUGCAGCAGCCUUCAAUUCCAUUUAUGAGUCAAUCCCCAAGUUAUUUUGUGGACCGUAUGCCCAGCUGUCAGGCGGUACACACGAUCCCUUCACCAGGCAAUUUCAACCCUACACAAAUAAAUUCUUGGGCAUGCUGUGCUGCCUAUACAGUACCUUCCAUUCCUACUUGGUCUACCAAGUUGGAGAAUCAUUCAAGUUCUGCAUUAAUGGCAUCCUGUGGCCAAGUUCCCUUCACUUUAUCAGCGAUGGCAGGACUUGGAAUGGAAACACCAGCACUUAACGCUGCAAAUAAUCUUUAUGUGGAAAAUGUAGAAGGGUUGCAACUUGGCUCUGAUGGUCAAACUGGACCACCCAAGGAACUUCAAUCAUUAAUGCAGAUUUCUUGGAAUUCACGCGGCUCAGAUAUAGCUGCGGGGUGGCAAAACUUACAAGAUGUUGGAACACCAGGCAACUAUUCGAGCGGCUCCAUUUUGCCUUUUGAUGCAGAUGUGUUGCUUGAUUCUGCAGAGCAAAAUACGUGGGUAAAGUGAGGAUGAUAAGUAUGAGCAAGCAGGCCAGUCGGGAAGGUUGUUCGUUAGUGACCCGGUCUUAUAAAGUUGGACUUCUUGUUUAUUUGCUUUGUUACUAGAGUCAGGCCAUGACCUUUUUUUCUUAUUUGCUUAUAUUAGCCUAUGGCCAUAGAAAUAGGAAUAUAGUAAAGGGACUCUGACAGUAAAUUACUGUUGGGGAUUAUUGUAAAGGCAUGUGGAAAGUAAAAGAAUUUUUCAUUCCUCUU